This is a messenger RNA of Saccostrea cuccullata (small rock oyster), 775 nucleotides long. Its product is annotated as limbic system-associated membrane protein-like. The record is from RefSeq and is a predicted model, not a curated record. The transcript is spliced from 5 exons. Gene Ontology annotation, cellular component: neuron projection. The annotation marks the transcript as partial. NCBI's taxonomy places the organism in Eukaryota, Metazoa, Mollusca, Bivalvia, Ostreida, Ostreidae.
AGUUUAGAACAUUUAUGUACUCUUUUGAUUUCCUUUCCGAUUUGUGCCAAACUUUCUAAAUAUAGGAUGUCCAUCACCACAAGAAUGCAGUAACAGGACAAUCUAAAUAUAACUGAAGGAUUAUAAAAAUGUUUUAACAGAGAGGAUUUCAAUUCUUCCUACAGAAGUGACGAUGUUUUACUGGAUAUUUACUCUGCUAAUUUACAAAAUAGCAUAUGUGUCCAAAUCACUUGCAACAGACAUCCACAGAAAUAUUACGAUCACGGAGGGAGAUCUGGCCAUUCUACCAUGUGAAGCACACGACGAGGGAAAUAAAUACCAAGUAGUAUGGAUGCAUCCAAAAAAGAUAUUGAUAGGUAAAAAUCAGAGGCGGUUUAUGGAUGACCCUAGAAUUUCAAUCGAACACACGUACAUCGGGUACUGGAAUCUUCAUAUCAGACAAAUCAAAUACGAGGACAGAGGGGAAUAUACGUGUACAGUAAACACUAGUCCUGUACGAAUAACAAGGAUAAAUCUUAUGGUAUACGUUCCUGCCCGGAUUUUAGAAUACGCCUCAAGUAAAGACAGAAGCGUCAGGGAGGGACAGGACGUCACGUUAUGGUGCAAUGCAACAGGCAUACCAGAACCUAAUAUCACGUGGUUCAGAAUUCACCAAACUAUUCCUCAAUCUAGAAUACGAGUGGGAGAUGUUGGAGACACGUUGAUCAUUAAGAAUAUUUCACGCCAUUGUGGCGGGGAGUACGAGUGUAUGGCCGACAACGGGGUGAAGGCGGCA